AUGCCCUGCUUCAAGGGCAUCGCCGUCAGCAUCCAUGCCAACUCGGCUCCUAUUGCUGAGUAUGGCAUGCAAAAGCAGUCUCGUCUCUCGCGCAUUAGCACCUAUAUACCUGUUCCUCAGCCCCAGCUAAACCCUGACACUUCGAAGCAUGAGCCUGCCAAAUUCGCCAUAUCCAUCACGCUGCUCACUCCCGGUCACCCUAUUCCCUAUACCACUCCGAAGACGACGCCUGACUGCCCGAAUCCCAAGCCCCUCUACGCCGGUCCUCUACCUUCUUCGAGCACAGACCCUUCGAAACAUGCCAACACGGUCACGCCCUAUAUCCCCAUGACCCACUCAGAGAAUGAGACCAUUGCCGCCUACAUCUACUUCGACGGGCGAGCGAAAGAAGAAGUUGCUACACUUCUGCGCCCUGGUGAGGAGACCUGGGUUAACUCUCGCUGGGUUCAAGUACCUGAAAGCGAAGGCGGCGGUCUUGCCGAGAGAGAAUUCUUAUUUCGCGAGGUCGGCUUGGAAAGGUGGCUCAAUGGUCUUGAUCUAAAAGGCCAUGAUGCCGCUGAAAAGGUAGAAAAGAGAAGGCAAAAGUUCGAACGGCGACACCGCCGUCAAAAGUCGAGCGCUCAGGCUGGCGACGACCUGGAUCUUGAGAAGACCCGCCGAACGCGAGACACCCUCACUUACCGCUCGGACGACCAGGCCCCGCUGGGAACCACUGACGACGAUGAUGACUCCCUCUCAGAUGACGACGAGCCACCCGAGGCUACCGGCCAGAUCAAGGUCGCCAUGUUCAGAGUGAUUGCGUCGGGUGAGAUAAAAAAGGGUGAAUACUCACCACAGUUUGAUGCCCAUGAUGACGAUGAUGACAGCGAUAGUGGCAAUAAGGAGGGAAGUAACGGCGCUAUCGACGCCGAUGUUGAGCACACUACUAGCUUCGCGAAGCCAAAGACGCUCGACCCCAAAACGAUUAGCACACAGACAGUCACAGGUAUCGACGGCCCCGAAAAGCCUUAUGCAGUCUUUACAUUUUUCUACCGCGGCCAGCGACAACUUCAGAAAAUGGGGAUAGUUCCGGGACCAAAAGAGUCUCAGAAGACACCUGGCAGUAAGCGACGGUCGACGUUGGACUUUUCGGGGCUUGGCCCGUUGAAAACAACAGGCACCGUGGGGUUCUCGGCGUUCAGAGAUCAAGAAACGGAAGCCGCGAAUCGUCGCAAGGCGCGGAGGAAGAGUAACGGUUACGCCGGUGGUGGGAUGGAUGAUGAUAGUGACGAAGAUGACGCCGACGAGGAGAAUCCGCUGGCCAAGAUGGAAGACGUCGAUGAUAAGGUCAUCAAGACGCAUCUUGAGCCCGAGGAUGCCAAGGUGACGGGAGAGUUACAGGCAGGCAUUGACAGGAUUCGACUCAAGCGUCAGCACUCGGCGGAGCCUGACUCUAUCAAUCGCAAAUCACCCAGUGCUGGACCUCAAGGUGGAGAUUCAACACCCCCAGAGACAGCACAGCCUAAUCAACCUGCUCCUGACACUGCGCCCAGUUUGUUGUCUCAAGCUUUCACAGCCGAGUCUACUAUCGGCAGUCCGAUGAAGAAGCACAGAGCCAGUGCAGACGGCACGGCAGAGGAUCGAUCAGCGAAUUUCCCCUCGGCUCUUGGGGAUGUGCUAGGUAGAGCUAAUGCAGAUCAACAGAUGAAGAAGUCGGUGCCAGCAGUGCAAAUCACUGAGGACGAGGAGUUGUAG
Molecule: messenger RNA, 1734 nt
Organism: Xylaria bambusicola
Lineage: Eukaryota; Fungi; Ascomycota; Sordariomycetes; Xylariales; Xylariaceae
Exons: 3
Coding region: 1-1734 (577 amino acids)
Source: RefSeq, a predicted model, not a curated record